Molecule: messenger RNA, 1969 nt
Organism: Camelus dromedarius (Arabian camel)
Lineage: Eukaryota; Metazoa; Chordata; Mammalia; Artiodactyla; Camelidae
Gene: ZBTB3
Product: zinc finger and BTB domain containing 3
Exons: 2
Coding region: 41-1702 (553 amino acids)
Biological process (GO): regulation of transcription by RNA polymerase II
Cellular component (GO): nucleus
Molecular function (GO): protein binding; DNA-binding transcription factor activity, RNA polymerase II-specific
Source: RefSeq, a predicted model, not a curated record
UCUCUGCUACUUCCCACCUUAGGACUUCUUAGCUCCUGGAAUGCGAGAGAGGCUCAGGGAGUUCCCGGAGUGGGGCGUAGAGGGAGCCACUGGUGGGGACCUUUCUAGGGUCCCUUUCCCUUCGUGGGGUGCUAUGGAGUUUCCAGAACACAGCCAGCAACUGCUUCAGAGCCUCCGGGAGCAGCGGUCCCAGGGUUUCCUUUGUGACUGCACGGUGGUGGUGGGUAGCAGCCAGUUCUUGGCCCACCGGGCUGUGCUGGCCUCUUGCAGCCCAUUUUUCCAGCUUUUCUACAAAGAGAGGGAACUGGACAAGAGGGAUCUUGUGUGUAUCCACAACGAGAUUGUCACUGCCCCAGCCUUUGGGCUGCUUCUGGACUUUAUGUAUGCCGGCCAGCUGGUCCUGAGGGGGGAUACCCCUGUGGAGGAUGUCCUGGCAGCUGCCAGCUACUUGCACAUGAAUGACAUCGUCAAGGUGUGUAAGCGGCGGCUGCAAGCUCGGGCCCUGGCAGAGGCGGACAGUACCAAGAAGGAGGAGGAAGCCAACUCACAGCCCUCUAACUUGGAGUUUUUGUCCAGCACUUCCCGUGGCCCUCAGCCUUCGUUGCCAUCUGCGGAGACAUCAGGCCACUGGGGCAAAGACGAAUGGAAAGGAUCAGCUGCUCCCUCACCUACUGUCUGUCCUCCAGAUGAGCCACCAGUUCCGGCUGGGGCUGACACUACACAGCCUGGUGUGGAGGUUGACUCACUGCACCUUCGGGCACCUCCUCCACCAGUGGCUGAUGUCUCUCUUGCCAGCCCCAGUAGCUCCACAGAGACCAAUACUGCAAAUUAUUUCUCUUCCGGCCUCCCAACCGUUUCAGUGGAGCCACUGGCUCCCCUUGAUGUGGCUUCUGAGAGUCUGAGGAUGGUGGAACCAAGGGAUACUGGAGGACAGUUGCAAGGCUUCUAUCCCCCAGCUGCAGCUGCAGCCCCAGUUCCAUCCCAGGCUGCAGCCCCAGUUCCAUCCCAGGCUCCAGCCCCAGCGGAAGCUGAACUGGUCCAGGUGAAAGUAGAAGCUAUUGUGAUUUCCGACGAGGAGACUGAUGUGUCAGAGGAACAGCCUCGGGGUCCUGAGGGACUGUUCCCACCUGGAGGAGCAAUGUAUGGUGGACAGCCCCCCCAGCCAGAGGCUUUUGAGGGGCCCAGGGCUGCAGGACUGGAGGAAGUGGGGCCAAGUGACCACUUCCUGCCCCCAGAUCCUCACCUACCCUACCAUUUGCUGCCAGGUCCAGGGCAGUAUCACCGAGGACUGGUGACCUCACCUCUGCCUGCUCCGCCUGCCCUACAUGAACCACUAUACCUGCCUUCUGAGUAUGAAGCGGCCCCAGGAGGCUUUGGAGUUUUUACUGAGGAUGUGCCCACUUGCAAGACAUGUGGGAAGACCUUCUCAUGCUCUUACACAUUACGGCGCCAUGCCACCGUGCACACGCGGGAGCGACCCUACGAGUGCCGCUACUGCCUGCGCAGCUACACGCAGUCAGGGGACCUGUACCGCCACAUCCGCAAGGCUCACAAUGAGGACCUGGCCAAACGCAGCAAACCAGAUCCAGAGGCAGGCCCCCUCCUAGGAGCGCAGCCCCUCCCUGGCUCACCGACAGCAGAUAGACAGAACAACGGUGGUGGAGGGCCACCCAAAGAUUUUGUACUUGGCCCCAAAAACUAACACCUGGGGAGCAUGUGCUGAUGCUAGACCUGCUCUUGCCAUUGUUAGGGGGCAGCACCGAAGGUUGGAAGCAUCUCACUUCCCCUGCUGGGGACAAAAUGAAGAUUGUGCCCAGGCCGAAGUUUUCUUUUCUUUUCCCAGCCAGGUAGCAGGACUUUAUGGGGCAUUGCAUCUCAGUCACUUCCUCGCCAAGGGCACUGGGAAUUUUCCUGAGGUGUAAUCGCUUCUCACUCUGCUUUCUGGACCAUAAAGCUAUCAGUGAAAGUA